AUGUUUUCGGAAAACUUUGAGGACCCUUUUGCCACAACAAUAGCUGAACAGUCAAAACAAGACAUGAUAAGGUCUCCCAGGUGCCUUUAUGUUGAAUACAAGAACAGUGGGAUCGAUGUUCAGUGUCAGGUUCCAUUGUACGUCGCAACCAAAAUGGCGCCAAUCAGAAGAUCGUCCUUCUUUGUUCCGUCGACUGACGGGUAUGCUCGUGCAGCCAUGCGGUGGAUAGUCGAUGAAUCUCGUUGCACGCCCUACUGGCCCCAUUCCAUCCUCUGGGACCUGGCUCAUUCACUGCCGGAAAGCGUGGUUGAUGCGUGGCGUUUGCGCUGUUGUCUCGGCAUUCGAAAGAGGGGACAACUCAAAGAUUCUAGGAAGAAGGAAUGA
Hibiscus syriacus is the source of this 384-nucleotide messenger RNA. Its product is annotated as very-long-chain 3-oxoacyl-CoA reductase 1-like. The transcript has 3 exons. Lineage: Eukaryota; Viridiplantae; Streptophyta; Magnoliopsida; Malvales; Malvaceae. The coding region runs from base 1 to 384 and encodes 127 amino acids. Gene Ontology annotation, molecular function: ketoreductase activity. Gene Ontology annotation, cellular component: endoplasmic reticulum. The record is from RefSeq and is a predicted model, not a curated record.